AUGCCCAGAGACGACACCAGCGUAGACUGGCACGCGCUCCUCGCGGCCCUCGGCGAGCAUCCGCGCCAAGACCACCACCACCACCACGGCCGCAGCACAGAAGUGGCACACCUCCCAGCAAGUGGCACCACCACCACCACCACCGCCGCCUCCAACCCGGCCACCACUGCAUCCACAGCAGACAUUGACACCCCGCCCAACACGGCAGCUGCCACACACUCUGGCGCAGCAUCGCCGUGGGGCACUGCACUCAGCAGAGUCGCCUCCACGUCCGCCGCUGCUAGCACCCAGCACUCACCACAGACCGGCACACCGACAACCAACAACCACCCGCAUACGGUCCCGAGCCACACAAUGUCCCCGCACAACCCCCUCCUCUCCGACGACGACCUGUUUGCGCACUUUGCGCAGGGCUUCAUCCCAGGCCACUCGUCACACCCAGCGCUGUAUCCGGGCGUGUGGGGUCCGGGUCCCGGUAAUGGAUCGUCCCCAACCACCGCGUCGACACAUGCGCAGCAGACAGCCGCCGCGGCAGAGCUGAACGCACGUAUCCAGCUGGCACAUGCACAUGGGCACGUGCAUGUUCCGCACCACCAUGGCCAGCAGCACCAUGCCGACCAUUCCCAGGUGCAGGUCCACCACGGUCACACGCACCCACACACCAACGGCCACAGCCACAGCCACAGCCACAGCGGCAGCCAUGGCCACUUUUCCCACCCGUCCACGUCGUCCCAGGACGGAGGAGCUGCAUUAGCCCACGCCCUCGCGAAUGCGACUGCGCCAGCGACGCCCGCGACACACGCGACGACAACGACGACACAGGAGGCCCGGCCCCUCCCCAGGCGGCAGAGCACGAUCGGAUCGAACGGGGGCACGGCGGCCCCGUCCGCGGCGCCCACGCCCGGCGCCAACCUCGACGACACCGAGGACAAGCGCGUGCGCAACACUCUUGCAUCUGCUCGUUUCCGCGCCAAAAAGAAGACACACAUCGAAACCGUCGAGCGUAACAUUCGCGAGCUCGAGACACAGCACCGCGAGCUCGAGGUCGAAGUCAACGACCUUCGCAAGGAGAACGGCCUGCUCAAGGAGAUGGUCCAGCUCAAGUAUGGCGGGCGGGCCCUCUGA
Apiotrichum porosum is the source of this 1125-nucleotide messenger RNA. RefSeq lists its product as uncharacterized. Gene Ontology annotation, biological process: regulation of transcription by RNA polymerase II. Lineage: Eukaryota; Fungi; Basidiomycota; Tremellomycetes; Trichosporonales; Trichosporonaceae. Gene Ontology annotation, molecular function: RNA polymerase II transcription regulatory region sequence-specific DNA binding; DNA-binding transcription activator activity, RNA polymerase II-specific. The transcript is spliced from 2 exons. Gene Ontology annotation, cellular component: nucleus. The record is from RefSeq and is a predicted model, not a curated record. The coding region runs from base 1 to 1125 and encodes 374 amino acids.